This is a messenger RNA of Lichtheimia ornata, 1251 nucleotides long. RefSeq lists its product as uncharacterized. Bases 1 to 1251 code for a protein of 416 amino acids. The transcript is spliced from 3 exons. The record is from RefSeq and is a predicted model, not a curated record. NCBI's taxonomy places the organism in Eukaryota, Fungi, Mucoromycota, Mucoromycetes, Mucorales, Lichtheimiaceae.
AUGACAUGCGACAUUAAGGAUGAAAACGACCCGUACAAAAUCAAUAUCCAAUUGGAGGAUGAGAGGAACUACGGGCGUAAACUUUUCUUUGAAAAAGGGCUUAGUGCACUAUUAGCCGAUCCACACUUUUUGCUUGUAUACGUGCCAGAGAAUGGAGACAAGAUGCGUAUUAUACGACCUGCCAGUGAUUCCGAACAUCGAAAGCGAAUCAUCAAAAUGAUCAAUGGAGCAAGAGACGUCCCAUCAUUUUAUUAUGUUUUAUCUCAUGUGUGGGGCCUUUCAGAAAACAACCGAUACCUUUGGCACGAGAUUGGAGACCACGUGGAUGACGAAGAUGGGAAGCCUGUUGAUCCUGUUUCCAUGCGACCUGAAAAGCGCAAUACGCUGUUGUCAAUGCUCAAGGAUUAUCCUGGAAGUUAUUGGUGGAUUGAUGUUUUGUGUGCACGUACCGAUACGCCAUUGGAUAUUAUGGGUGAUAUCUAUGCUUGUUGUCUUGAAUGCGUUGCUAUGAUCGAUUGUGAACCUACUUUGAUACCGCAACUUACAUCAAUGAUGGGUGUCAGAGAACACUUAUUUGACUCGGUGUACGUACCUGAGGAUGACCCAUUUGCGAAGGAGCUUUACGAUGUAAAGUUACCCAAAGUGAGAGACGCCUUGUUUACGUUGAUGCAAUGUUCUUGGUGGACACGUGUAUGGACCUGGCAAGAGAUGGCCCUACCAUUAGGAGAGGUGCGUCUGAUGGCUGAAACAGGCACUCAUCGCGAACCUUUGGCCAACACAAUCACUCUAAAUGGUUUAUUCGACAAAUUCCGGCAUGUGGUCACUGUGAUGGAUAAUAAAGGAUAUCGAGGAGCAAAUGCUCUGCGCCUUUGGUUCUCUGAGAUCCAUUCUCCUAUUAGAUACAUUGAGGGUGCCAAAGGAGAUACUCAUUCUGACUUUUUCUACCUGCUUCGCACAUUGGGUGCUUCCACCAGACGCUGCAUGGAUCCUGCUGAUUAUGUCUAUGGCGUGUUGGGCAUAUUCCAGUUGAAAAUUCCAAGGAUGACCGACUCGGGUGCAGUGUGGCAGCAUUUCUUGACCGAGUUUGAUAAAUACAUGGAGAGAAUGAAGAACAAGGAAGUUGGUCUUGAAGGAACUAUCAUUGGGAUUAGUGAUCGUGCUCGGAAAGUCAAUUUAUUGGAAGCUAAAGAUAUGAGCGAUGUAUACAAUGGGUUUUUAGAGAUGCUUAAAGUUACUCCCAAAAGCAAAUAA